Molecule: messenger RNA, 2247 nt
Organism: Gossypium raimondii (Peruvian cotton)
Lineage: Eukaryota; Viridiplantae; Streptophyta; Magnoliopsida; Malvales; Malvaceae
Exons: 8
Coding region: 1-2247 (748 amino acids)
Molecular function (GO): nucleic acid binding; zinc ion binding
Source: RefSeq, a predicted model, not a curated record
AUGAGCGUUAGAGGUACUCGUGGAAGGGGUACACAAGGUUGCGGUAGUGGCCGAGGUAGUGCUAGGGCUGGGUUUUCGGCAUUAAGCCACAUGUCCAAUGUUGAGGCUAGGGAGGCACCAGCUUCACCGGGUGUUUCUGGAGUAGCCCCUAAUGUGGUUAAAUACUGGUUGGAAGCCACGGAGAGAAUAAUGGAUGACCUCGACUGCACUUCUGAGCAAAAGCUAAAAGGUGCAGUGUCUUUACUGCAAGAUGAAGCCUAUCAGUGGUGGUUUACGGUGAGAGAAGUGGCAACUGAGUAUGAACGCUGUGUGCGAUUUGAGGACGGCCUUCGGGAUGAGUUGCAAAUCCUGGUGGCUCCGCAGAGGGAGCGAGAUUUUUCUACCCUAGUUGAAAAGGCGAAAAUCGUCGAGGAUGUGAAGUGCUCUGAGCGCCAGAAUUGUGAGAAAGAUAGGAGUAGGUUUAAGAGGGAUUCUAAGCCCUCAAGUUCUUCUAGAAUGCCUAAAAAGAAGGCUAGGUUUGAUGGGCCUGUUCGAGCUGGGGUUUCUGUUUCAAGACCUCAACCUUGUGCUGAUUGUGGGAGACAUUAUUUGGGUGAGUGUUGGAAGAAUAUUGGGGCAUGUUUCAGAUGUGGGUCUAUGGAGCAUCAAGUUAAGGAUUGUCCUCAGAGGCCUACUCAGAUGCAAGCUGUUGGAGGUGGAAAUGGUGUGGGACGAGGUCGUGGACCGUAUGGCAGAGGGGUUGCUAGCAUUGAGGUAAGGCAGCCAACACUGGUUUAUGCUGCCCGCGUCUGUGAGGAUGGUAACACUCAAGAUGUUAUAACUGUAAUGGUAGACAAGUUGUUCAAAGAUGUACCCCUAGAGGUUCAAGGAGUUAUAUUUUUAGCAGAUUUAAUGGAGCUACCAUUUGGUGAAUUCGACCUAAUCUUGGGGAUGGAUAUGCUGGGUAAAGACCGUGCAAGUUUGCAUUGUGCUACUAAGUGUAUGGUGUUAAAAACCAUUGAGGAUGAGGAGGUGGCUGUGAUUGGGGAGCGAAGAGACUUUCUGUCUAAUGUGAUCUCUACAUUAAGGGCCGAAAAAUUGGUUCGUAAGGGUUGUGAGGCGUUUCUAGCCUAUGUUGGUGUAACUGAUUCUAAGGGUCCUUCUGUUGGAGAUAUCAGAGCUGUUAAGGAUUUUUCUGAUGUUUUUUCUGGUGAGCUCCCUGGGUUGCCUCCAAGACGCGAAGUUGAAUUUGGAAUUGAGCUUUUGCUAGGAACGACUCCAGUGUCCAUCGCCCCUUAUAGGAUGGCACUGAAGGAGCUGGUGGAAUUAAAAGCUCAAAUCUCAGAACUAUUGGAUCGAGGAUUCAUUCGACCUAGUGUGUCUCUGUGGGGAGCACCAGUGUUGUUUGUUAAGAAGAAGGAUGGGACUAUGCGCAUGAGCUUCGGUUUUCUCCAAAAUGGAUUUUCUUCUGGGUAUCAUCAGUUGAGAGUUAAGGAGGCUGAUGUGUAUACAACUGCCUUUAGGACUCAUCGGUUCGUGGUGGUGUUUAUAGACGACAUCUUGGUGUAUUCAAGAACCGAGGAUGAGCAUGAUGCGUAUCUCCGAAUUCUCCUGCAGGUUUUAAGUGAAAAACAACUGUAUGCUAAGUUCAGCAAGUAUGAGUUCUGGCUGCAAGAAGUGACUCUUCUGGGUCAUGUAGUAUCUGCUGAGGGGAUUAGGGUAGAUCCUCGAAAAAUUGAAGCUAUACUGGAAUGGAAACCACCUAAGACUGUAUUUGAGAUUCGAAGCUUUCUGGGUCUAGCAGGGUAUUACAGACGUUUUGUUGAGGGGUUUUCCUUUAUUGCUGCAUCUCUCACUAAGUUGUUACGUAAAAGGGUACCGUUAACUGGACUGAUAAGCAGCAAGAAACUUAAGCCUCACGAGGCGAAUUACCCUACUCAUGACUUGGAAUUAGCUGUAGUGGUAUUCGCACAGAAAAUUUGGAGGCAUUAUCUCUAUGGUGAGAAGUGUACUAUUUACACAGAUUACAAGAGUCGUAAGUACCUCAUCACUCAGAAGGAGUUGAAUCUUAGGCAGCGAAGAUGGAUCGAGCUGCUUAAGGACUAUGAUUGCUCAAUUGAGUACCAUCCUGGUAGGGCUAACGUGGUAGCAGACGCACUGAGCCGUAGGGCUGUAUCUGAUUUGAGACUGAUGUUUGCUCGUCUUAGAUUGUUUGAUGAUGGUAGGAUGUUGGUUGAGCUAAAAGUUAAACCGACGUGGACUGGAUAG